AUGGCGCCCAGUCGACUCAAUGUUCUCGUCCACACAGGCACCGGGACCACGGCCGAGUCUGUCAGGCACUGCAUGCAUUCGCUCCGCCGGCUGCUCUCGCCAAACUACGCCAUCAUCCCCGUCACCGAGACGGUCCUGCUAAAGGAGCCGUGGGCACAGACGUGCGCUCUUCUCGUGUUUCCCGGAGGCGCCGACCUUGGCUACUGUCGGGUGUUCAACGGCGAGGGAAACCGACGCAUCAGCGACUUUGUCCGCCGCGGAGGCGCGUAUCUCGGGCUCUGUGCCGGCGGGUAUUACGGCAGCAGCAGAUGCGAGUUUGAAGUUGGCAACAAGGCCCUCGAGGUCGUCGGAAGCAGAGAGCUUGGCUUCUUCCCCGGAACGUGUCGCGGCGGGGCGUUCAAGGGAUUCGAGUACAGGAGUGAGAGGGGAGCUCGGGCUGCUAUUAUCAAGGCGGAGAAGCAGGCCCUGCGAGACAAGAUCCCGGAUGAAUUCGCCGUUUACUACAACGGCGGUGGUGUUUUCGUGGACGGGAAGGCAACGGGAGGAGCAAGAGUCGAGGUGCUGGCGUCUUACAAGGACAAACUGGACGUGGACGGGGGCGAUGAAAAAGCCGCAGUGAUUCUGUGUCAUGUGGGAGAGGGCAAGGCAAUUCUCAGCGGGCCACACCCAGAAUUCGCACCCGCCAAUCUCAAGCCUCAAGCAGACAUUCCGGGAUACGGCGAACUCGUCGACAGACUUGCCGCAGAUGACAGAUCUCGAACCACCUUCUUGAAAGCUCUCUUGUCCGAACUUGGCCUCGAAGUUGUUCAAGACGAUUACACGCCCCCCUCCUUGUCCAGCCUCCAUCUCACCGCCCUCCACAGCGGCAAGGUGACGGAGCUGCUCUGCGAUUGGGGAGACGCCAUCGAAAAGGAGAAUGGCGACGAAUUCAUUCGUGGGGAAGCAGAUACUUUCAAGAUCAUCGUAGCCCAUCAGGAAGGGUUGAACCUGGAUGAGCUUGAAGAGGCUUUGCCGCAGGCCGACACGAUUGAUGACCCGAACUCCGUCAUCAAGAAGAUUGUUGCUCAUGAGGACAAGUUACCUAGCGAUUCGCUCACACCUCGCUUUAGCCACGAGCGGUUUUACUCUGGUCUGAAAAAGUAUAGGAGGGUUGAGUCUGGAGCUGAGCACUGGGGCGACGUUUUGCUCUAUGGCGAUGUCGUUACCAGCACCAACACUCUGCUUGAAAAAAACCCAAAACUCAACAGCAAGCUGCCAACUGGCUUCGUCUUCACCGCCACCACUCAAAUCGCAGGCCGGGGACGAGGAUCCAACGUCUGGGUCGCACCCCCGGGAUCCCUCCUCUUCUCCGUCGUCAUCAACCAUCCGGCUCACCUCGCCGCUUCAAGACCCAUCGUUUUCAUCCAGUAUAUCGCAGCUGUCGCCAUCGUCGAGGCCAUCCGCUCCUAUGAUGCGGGCUAUGAGAAUAUGCCCGUCAAGCUGAAGUGGCCUAAUGACAUAUAUGCCCUCGAUCCCACAAAGCCAGCAUCGUCCCAGUCCUACGUCAAAAUUGGCGGCAUCCUCUCCCAGUGCAGCUACUUCAACGGCGCCUACCAGGUCGUCCUCGGCAUCGGCAUCAACGCAACCAACCCGCGCCCGACGACCUCUCUCUCUGACCUGCUCCCGCAGACCGGCGUCGCGCCUUUCCACAUUGAGACCCUUCUCGCCCGCAUCAUCACGCGGCUCGAGGCCGUGUACGAGCAUUUCCGUCGCGAGGGCUUCUCUCAAGAUCUGGAGACGCGGUACUACCGCCACUGGCUGCAUACCGGACAGUCCAUCACGCUGGAGGCCGAGGGCGGCGUCAAGGCGAGGGUCGUGGGCAUCACGCGCGAUUGGGGGAUGCUGCGUGUCGAGGAGACGGAUUCCGAGGGGAGAGGGACCGGCAAGAUGUGGAGUCUCCAGAGUGAUGAGAAUAGCUUCGACUAUUGGAAGGGACUCGUCCGUAGAAAGGCAUGA
Molecule: messenger RNA, 1995 nt
Organism: Trichoderma citrinoviride
Lineage: Eukaryota; Fungi; Ascomycota; Sordariomycetes; Hypocreales; Hypocreaceae
Product: class II aaRS and biotin synthetase
Exons: 5
Coding region: 1-1995 (664 amino acids)
Biological process (GO): protein modification process
Cellular component (GO): cytoplasm
Molecular function (GO): biotin--[biotin carboxyl-carrier protein] ligase activity
Source: RefSeq, a predicted model, not a curated record